Molecule: messenger RNA, 2016 nt
Organism: Adelges cooleyi (spruce gall adelgid)
Lineage: Eukaryota; Metazoa; Arthropoda; Insecta; Hemiptera; Adelgidae
Product: trehalase-like
Exons: 8
Coding region: 244-1989 (581 amino acids)
Biological process (GO): trehalose catabolic process
Molecular function (GO): alpha,alpha-trehalase activity
Source: RefSeq, a predicted model, not a curated record
UAGUCAGGCGGCAGUCUUGGCUAAAAUUCAGUACGGCUAUCUUUAAAUAUUUUAUAAAAAUUAGCAUAUAAUGUAAUAUACUCGUAUUUGUUUUAUGUCGAACUUAACUCACUAAAUACUCGAUAUGAAGUGCGUUUGGGUUUGGAAAGUACAGUUUAUUUUUCUUUAAACAAUAAACAAGUUAUUCUGUUCUUAUGAUAAAAUAAAAUCGUAAUUUUUUGAAACUGAUUUUCUGAACAAAAAAUGUUCUUUUUACAAUUCAUUGUAUGCUUGAUGAAUGUUAACUUUGCACACCCGACAGAUGAUAUCAGCUCUAUUUAUUUAAAACCAAGUUUUUUUCGAGCUCCUAACAAUCUUCGGCCGACAUGUCACAGUAAAAUAUAUUGCGACAGUGAGCUUCUACAUGAUGUGCAAAUGUCAUCAUUAUAUCCAAAGUCAAGAACAUUUUUAUUGAAAAAACUCAAGUAUACUGAAUCAGAAAUCCUUAAAAAAUAUGAAAACCUAAAACAAAACAACCUCUAUCAAGUACCGUCUAACACGACAUUAAAGCAAUUUAUUAAUGAAAACUUCGAAGAUGGUAAUGAAUUAGAAGAAUGGACUCCCACGGACUUCACCAAGAACCCAUCUAUUAUCACUAAGAUCCGGGAUCAAAACUACAAGCAAUGGACACAUUCGUUAAAUCAGAUAUGGAAGACUUUGUCCAGGAAAAUCAAGGACGAUGUAAAAAUACAUCCGGAUAAGUAUUCUCUAAUUUGGGUACCAAAUGGUUUCGUUAUACCCGGUGGAAUUUUCGAGGAGCUUUAUUACUGGGACACAUAUUGGAUCGUCAAAGGGUUGUUAUUGUGUGACAUGAAAAAGACUGCUAGAGGUGUAAUCGACAACCUCGUAUCAAUGGUGCACAGGUAUGGGUUUAUGCCCAAUGGUUCUAGAGUUUAUUACCUGAAUAGGACUCAACCGCCAAUGCUGAUUUUGAUGGUGCUCUCAUACUAUCGAGCAACAAAUGAUUUCGAAUACGUGAAAUCCAUCUUACCCGAACUAGAAAACGAGUUCAAAUUUUGGUUAGACAACCGUAUGAUUACAUUUUUCAAAGAUAGAAAACCUUACAGAAUGGCUAGAUAUUAUGCUCCAUCUAAGGGUCCACGUCCAGAGACUUACAGAAAUGAUUACAUUGAAGCACAGACGUUUCGAACGGAGGAAGAAAAGAAUAAAUUUUACAUAAACGUAAAAUCUGCAGCAGAGUCGGGUUGGGAUUUUUCGAGUAGAUGGUACAUAACACCAAAUGGAACUUCCUUCGGCCAUUUGUCUGACAUAGCAACUUCAAACAUUAUACCGGUCGAUUUGAAUAGUAUUUUACAAACAAACGCCGUUACAUUAAGUUCGUGGUUUUAUCAGACUGGCGAUUACAGUAAAGCAGACAAAUACAGAGCAAUAGCUUAUGUGUUUCUCAAGAGCAUACAAGAUGUAAUGUGGAGAGCAGACAAAGGUACAUGGUUUGAUUGGGACACGAUUAACAACAAAAGCCGAGAGUAUUUUUAUGCAUCAAAUUUCGUGCCUUUGUGGACCGGAAGCUUUAGAAUGCCAAGAAAAACCGUCUCCAGGGCAGUGUUGAAGUAUUUAAAGGACCAUAAAAUCAUCGAAUCUGACUACAGUGUCAAAUUUUACGGUAUACCAACAUCAAUGUAUUUGUCGAAAAAACGCUGGGACUACCCGAACGCGUGGCCUCCGUUGCAAGCUUUUCUUAUUCAAGGACUAGAUCGGACACAGCGAAAAUUGGCUCAAAAAGUGGCCACCAGUAUGGCAAAAAUUUGGUUGCACAGUAAUUACAAAGGAUUUGCUGAAAAGUCAAUGAUGUUUAAAAAAUACGAUGUGUUGGUCGAAGGAGAAAAUGGCGACGACGGUGAAAUUAGUCCUCAGAUAGGAUUUGGUUGGACAAAUGGUGUAGUUUUAGAAUUUUUGAACCGAUGGGGCGAUGUAGCUUCUUAUAAUUAAAACGUUUAUAGUAAAAUGGUGUAUAAU